This is a messenger RNA of Gongylonema pulchrum, 246 nucleotides long. The record is from the annotation of a GenBank genome assembly. NCBI's taxonomy places the organism in Eukaryota, Metazoa, Nematoda, Chromadorea, Rhabditida, Gongylonematidae.
AUGAUCCCAAGGUCAAUGCAGUAUUUCAAAAGUGGGCAAGUGUAUAGGCCAACUCAGGCGGAAUGCGCCUCCAAUAUUGGAGGACAUGCUUGGCUCGUUGCUGGCAUUGAUUAUGAAGGCAACAGUCCUUACUACAUCAUCAAAAACAGCUGGGGGACUUCAUGGGGCGAGCAAGGCUACAUUCGUUUCGCUGCUGGGCAGAACCUUUGUAGAACGGAAGAGCGAAGCUACGGUGCGCAGAUAUAA